UGUUAGGGGUAGAUCUAAGGGUAGGUCUAAGAACCCUAAGCAAAAUAGUCAGGGUAAGAACGCUAGUCAGCCUGGGAGGAAGAGGAGUAAAUCUAGGAAGAGAGUGUGUUACAAUUGUGGUAACACUGGCCAUUUCAUUAAGGAUUGCCCCCACCCUAAGAAGACCGAGCAUGCUAGUGUAGCUGUUGAUAAAUGUGACCUUGGUGAUAUUUUGAUGGUUUGUGACCAUGUUAACUCUGUGAGAAAUUCCCUGUCUGAGCAUGAAUGGUUGAUUGACUCUGGUUGUACCUAUCACAUGUCCCCCUUUAGAGAUUUGUUUUCUACAUAUGAAUUAUGUGAUAGUGGCUACGUUUCCUUAGCUGAUAAUAAGAGAUGCAAUGUGCUUGGUGUUGGUGAUAUAUGUCUGAAAUUUUCUUGUGGCUCUGUGUUUACCAUUAAGAAUGUGAGGCAUGUCCCUGAUUUGUGUCAUAACUUGUUAUCUGUUGCUGCUUUGGAGAGUAGUGGGUUACAGGGAAAAUGGGGGAAUGGUUGUAUGAAAAUCCUGAAAAACUCGCUUGUGUUGUUUAAAGCUGAGAAGGUGAAUAACCUUUAUGUGUGUCAUGCUAAACCUUUUGCUGAAUCUGUGAAUGUUGUAUGUUCUGAUAAGACCUCUUUGUGGCAUAAUAGGCUAGGACAUAUGAGCAAUAAGGGUUUAGAUGUCAUGCGUAGGGCUGGUUAUUUUGGUAAGGACUCUGUGACUUCUGUGCCUUUCUGUGAAUCAUGUGUGUUGGGCAAGCAGCAUAGAGUCAGUUUCCCUCCUUCCUCUUACCCUAAUCUGUCUAAGUGUUCGUCUGUGCUUGAAUAUGUUCAUGCUGAUGUUUGGGGUCCUGCCAGUGUUCCUACCCACGGGGGUAGGAAAUAUUUCCUUUCUAUUAUUGAUGACUUUUCUAGGAAGGUGUGGGUUUGCCUUUUAGAACACAAGUCUGAUGUGUUUGUGAGGUUUAGGGAGUGGAAAACCCUAGUUGAAAACCAAACUGGCAGGAAGGUUAAAACCCUUAGGACCGAUAAUGGGUUAGAGUUCUGUAAUAAGGAGAUGGAUAAGUUGUGUGUGGAUUGUGGGAUAAAAAGGCACAAAACUGUGCCUUAUACUCCCCAACAGAAUGGGAUAGCAGAGAGAAUGAAUAGGUCUCUGUUGGAUAAGGUUAGAAGCAUGUUAGCUACCUCUGGUUUGUCUAAGAAAUUCUGGGGUGAAGCAGUCACUACUGCUGCCUAUUUGGUUAAUAGGUCCCCGUCUGUCCCUCUUGGUGGUAAGUGUCCUGAAGCCGUCUUUACCGGUAAGCCUCUUGAUCUGUCUAACCUUCGGGUGUUUGGUUGUGCAGCGUAUGCACAUCAACAGGGUGACAAGUUGGAUCCUAGGUCUAAGAAGUGUGUCUUCCUAGGUUAUCCAGAGGGGGUAAAGGGUUACAGGUUAUGGGAUAGGAACCAGGUAGGCUUUAAAGUGGUCCUUAGCAGAAAUGUGGUGUUUAAUGAAACUGAUUUUCCUUGCUUGACCGAGUCUGUUUCUAAUCUUGAGUCUAGGUCUGAUAGUACUCCUAGUGAGGUGGAGUCUGUCCCUGUUGCUGCUAGUCCUUUAUCUGUUGAUCCUGUUAUCUCUGAUGAUAUUGUUAUGCAUGAUUCUGAUUCCUCUGAGCAUGAUAGUCCCACCACCUCGAGUGAGGUGGAGCAUUUGCAUGAUACUGAGCAUGAUUUGCAUGAUAUGGGUGCUGAAUCUGAUUUUCAUGAUAACAAUAAUUUGCAUGAGUUGCAUGUGGAGCCUAGUAGUGAUAAUUUGCAUGAUUAUCAACUUGCUAGAGAUAGGAGUAGAAGGGCUAUCAGGAGAACUGCUGAUAGU
Messenger RNA from Cuscuta epithymum, 1870 nucleotides. Lineage: Eukaryota; Viridiplantae; Streptophyta; Magnoliopsida; Solanales; Convolvulaceae. The record is from the annotation of a GenBank genome assembly.